Messenger RNA from Mangifera indica (mango), 1681 nucleotides. Its product is annotated as serine carboxypeptidase-like 7. Lineage: Eukaryota; Viridiplantae; Streptophyta; Magnoliopsida; Sapindales; Anacardiaceae. The record is from RefSeq and is a predicted model, not a curated record. Gene Ontology annotation, biological process: secondary metabolic process; proteolysis. The transcript has 14 exons. Gene Ontology annotation, molecular function: serine-type carboxypeptidase activity; acyltransferase activity, transferring groups other than amino-acyl groups. The coding region runs from base 66 to 1484 and encodes 472 amino acids.
CAAAAUCAAAUCCAAUUGCAACAAACGUUUCUAUUGUUUUUUCUUUUUUUUUUUGGGGCAAAGCUAUGGAGCUUCCUGAAGCUGGAAAUGUCAGUAGGAUUUUCCUUUUGAGUUUCUUUCUUGUACUGGUUUUCUCUCACAUUGCGGCCUCUCAAACCAUUGUGGAGAGUCUUCCAGGACUUCCUGGGAAGCUUCCCUUCAAGCUAGAAACUGGAUAUGUUGGAGUAGGAGAGAUGGACGAAGUGCAGUUUUUCUACUACUUCUUUGAGUCUGAGAGAGACCCGCAGUUUGACCCUCUCCUGCUCUGGCUUACAGGAGGACCUGGUUGUUCUGGCUUUUCUGCCAUUGCUUUUGAAAUUGGUCCAGUUGGCAUUAAUACUACAAGUUUUAAUGGAGGUUUACCAAGUCUUACGCUGAACCCAUAUUCAUGGACAAAGGUGGCCAGCAUAAUAUUCAUAGAUGCACCAGUCGGAACUGGAUUUUCAUAUUCAACUACUGUUGAAGGUGCCAAUAGUUCUGACACUAUAAAUGCUGCCCAGAUAUACACUUUCUUAAGAAAGUGGAUGUAUCAGCAUCCCCAAUUCAUUGGACAUGAAACCUACAUUGGUGGUGAUUCAUAUUCUGGCAUAACCAUUCCGAUUGUGGUGACAAAUAUACUCGAAGGUCUUGAAGCUGGCCUGAAUCCGCAUAUUGAUCUCCAGGGAUACAUAAUCGGAAAUCCGGUUACAGAUAAUUACAUUGAUGUGAAUGAAAGGAUACCAUACCUUCACAGAGUGUCAAUUAUAUCGGAUGCCUACUAUGAGGCAGCGAAAUUGCAGUGUCACGGUGACUAUGUCAACAUAGAUUAUAACAAUACAUUAUGUGUCACAGCAAUGCAAAAUAUUAAGGAGUGUUAUCUGCAAAUAAAGCUCACACAAAUCCUGGAACCUCAAUGUGCUUUCACAAAACCGAAGGAACCACAAUGGGAUGUGAGAUCUCAGGAAGCAAACACCCAGGACUACCUCGACGCAAACAAGCUUCCUGAAUUGAAGUGCAGGGAAUUCGGGUAUGCACUCUCCUAUAAAUAUAUGAAUGAUAAAUCCGUCCAGAAAGCUCUUAAUGUAAGAGAGGGAACUGUAAAAAAUUGGGCCAGGUGCCUGAAAGUCUUCCCAACCUACACAGAAAACAUUAAUAGCACUGUUGACUAUCACAAAAAUCUUUCAAACACUGGUAUGCGAGCUCUCAUCUACAGUGGAGAUCAUGACAUUUCUGUUCCAUACUUGGCUACACUAACAUGGAUUAGGCUUCUUGAUGUUCCGAUUUUUGAUGAAUGGCGACCUUGGUAUGUCGAUGGCCAAGUCGCAGGGUACCAAACAAAGUACAUGAAUGAUUACUACCGGUUGACAUAUGUGACUCUAAAAGGUGCAGGUCAUACGGCUCCAGAGUUCAAGCCAAAACAAGCUCUGGCAAUGGUUGACAGGUUUUUCGCUCGUUAUCCUAUUUAAUUCAUGAUGGCGACUCGGAAUUCCAUCGGCGACAGAAAUUCAAGUUUGCAGAGCGUAUUCAGAAUAAGUUCUUGUAUUUUAUUAAUGUAAUCAGGGAUUUCUGUAAAAUGUGAACUCUUAUUAAUUUUCUAAGAUGAAAAAUUAGAUUCAGUACAAGUCUGUGCUUGUUAAAGCAUAAUCUAAAUUUGGCCUUCACA